Messenger RNA from Candidula unifasciata, 1656 nucleotides. Lineage: Eukaryota; Metazoa; Mollusca; Gastropoda; Stylommatophora; Geomitridae. The record is from the annotation of a GenBank genome assembly.
AUGUCUGGUUUUACUUCAACGAACGAGGAAUCGGCUGAUGGGCUUCCAAAACAAUUUGUUUCAUCGCUGAGAAUUCUGUUCGAUAUCUUAGAUGAAGGCAGGUCUGGGUUUGUUUAUUUUAGGGACAUCGAAAGUAGAUGGAGCGACGAUGGGGUUAGAGGACUCCCUGCUGGGGUCAUUGAUGCUUUGAGAAAAGUAACACCGCCUAAUGGAAUGCUUAGUUUCAGUAGAUUUGUUGCAGGUCUAAAGCUUGUUUUAACGAAAAAGCGCGAUGACAUCUAUGAAGCCGACACAAGAAAAUUUGUUUCAAAGGAGAAUCGAACUCCGCUACAAGAGUACAAUUCGGGGCAAAAGACAAUAUCCAGGGCCACGGACGGUAAUAAUUUUAUCAGUGAUAAUUAUUAUACAGGCAGGGCAUCUCAUAACACAGUCAGCAGAGAAUUUGAUAAUUAUCAUCAGCAGAAAAGACCACAUUACCCAUCUGAAAAUAUCACAAAGCCAGCAAAUCGUCAUCAGAAUGAUCCUAAUUAUGAUGUUACUUAUUCUCAAGAUGGCUACAGGAGAUCCCCACCUGUACAGUUAGCAGUGUCUGGAUCUUCUAGAUCCGUACCACAGAGUUCAUAUAUAAUUAAGCCAGAUGUGCGUAGUUAUCCCAAUGGAGCAGGAAACCACAACCCAUCAACAAACAGUGGAUGUGGUUUGCGGAAAGGUACAAGUAACCGCGAGGUGCACCAGCAACCCCAAGAGAGAGCACCUGCUGUACCUCCAAGGCCAGAGAGACUGCCUCCAGGACCUGAAAGACCAUCUGCUGGCCAAUCUUCAUAUUCUUCACAGAUGAAAAAGUCCCUAUCUGGACCCAAUCUUGCCACCCAUUCAUACUCCCCACCAGUUAUUCCACCCAGGGGUCAGUCUCAGAACACGAGGAUACUGAAUGACUUAAAGAACUGGCAGAGAGAAUGGCCAGGAAGUCAGACUGCUGAUAGGAAAUAUGGCUAUGAUAAGCUGCCUCAUUCAUCGAAAUCUAAUCAGGACAGUGGAAUAUAUGCCAACAUUGAGCAGUUUCAGAGGAGGCCUGAGGGAGACCAGAAACAGCCAGCUGUGCCAGGACCUCAGAGAGCCACAGUUCAGCGCCAUGGUUCAGGCCGAAGGCACACUCUGGCCAAUGGAAUUGAUCAGAAUAUGGUAAAAAGAAUUAAACAGCUGGAAGAAGAGGCCUCCAUGCUUCGCUCAGGUUUGGCCAUGGUUGACUCAGCAAGAGAUUGGUACAUGAAGCAACUAGCUGUAGUCUCUGACAAACAGGCAAUGCUCGGCAAAGUGACGUAUAAUGACAACUCUGUGGAGGCUUACCAAGAGCGAAUGAACUUCCAGCGAGCCCGCAUUGCAGAAAUUAAUCAGCAUCUCCAGACGUUGUUGGAAAGCUCAGAAAAGGGUUUUCCAAUUCACAUGAACCUGGCUAUGGCUUCACCAGCAAAUAAAUCAACAGAUAAUAGAGCUGUACAGGGACUGAAGGAGCAGAACAGAAGACUGCUUGAGGAGAUGGGGCAGAAGAAGGAACAGAUAACUCAACUGGAAAUGGAGAAAGCCAGCUUGGUGCGGGAUCUGUUUGAAGCUCGCUCGUUAAAUAAAUCAAGCCACGAUGAUACUACUUUCAUGUGA